Drosophila hydei is the source of this 6204-nucleotide messenger RNA. RefSeq names its product laminin subunit beta-1 (gene LanB1). Gene Ontology annotation, cellular component: laminin trimer. The coding region runs from base 545 to 5923 and encodes 1792 amino acids. The record is from RefSeq and is a predicted model, not a curated record. Gene Ontology annotation, biological process: substrate adhesion-dependent cell spreading; cell migration; basement membrane assembly. Lineage: Eukaryota; Metazoa; Arthropoda; Insecta; Diptera; Drosophilidae. The transcript has 4 exons.
GGACGGGUUUUUCGGUAGUCCCGGUUUUUCUUUCGCCGUCCUCUGAUUGUCUUGGAAAAUAUCUUCUUGUGCAUGUGUGCGUGUUUGUGUGCUCCCUUUAAGUUUAUAAAAAGAAGUUGAAAAGUGUUUGCUGUGGCAGCACCAGAAGCAACAACAACAACAGAAAUUGUGUAGUGUUUGUUGUUUUCUUGUGUAUAACAGAAAAUGUUGUAUUAAAAGUGCAAGGAAUUGGAGUGGGAGCUGUGCCAUAGCGUGGGCACAGAUAAGCUGCAGCUAGAGAAUCGAGGCAAAAUGAGUGCUCAGCACUCAUAGGAAGGAAGUUAAGGAAGACUUAUCCACGUGGUCUACAUUCUGUAAAGGAAAUCGAACGAAAGCUGAUUAAGAAACGGAGCCGGAAGCGCUCUAGUGGAACACGACCUCAAGCCCCAAGACAGACAGCCAACGAGUGAGGCAAACACCCAACGGGAGAGAGAGAGAGAGCGCGCAAGGGAGAGUGGGAAAGCGUGUGUGAGCGAGAUCGAGCAAGAUCUUGAGAGCAUACGCGAUGUCGCUUCGCAGCGGCCUUAUCGCGCUUUUCUUUGUGCUCGCCGUGCUCCAGCAGCUGGAGGCGCAGCGUUUGCCACAGUCGCAGCAGCAGCACGGACGUCGCGAUCGCCCGCGCAAUCCGCCACGGCAAUAUGUUAAGACACAUCCGUGUGAGCGUUCCUCCUGCUAUCCGGCAACGGGUAAUCUGCUGAUUGGACGCGAGAAUCGUUUGACGGCCAGCUCCACGUGCGGUUUGCAAUCGCCGGAGCGUUUCUGCAUUUUAUCGCAUCUGGAGGAUAAGAAGUGUUUCCUGUGCGAUUCACGGGACGAGACGCGCAACGAUCCGUACAAGAAUCAUCGCAUUGGACAGAUCAUCUAUAAGACCAAGCCGGGCACCAAUAUCCCCACCUGGUGGCAGUCGGAGAAUGGCAAAGAGAAUGUCACAUUGCAACUGGAUUUGGAAGCGGAAUUUCACUUUACCCAUUUGAUCAUCACCUUCACCACGUUCCGGCCGGCGGCUAUGUACAUCGAGCGUAGCUUUGACUUUGGCAAAACGUGGCAUGUGUAUCGUUACUUUGCCUACGAUUGCGCCGAAUCAUUUCCAGGCGUGACCACGAUUCUGCAUAACAUCACCGACGUGAUGUGCACAUCGCGCUACUCCUAUGUGGAGCCAUCGCGCAACGGCGAAGUCAUCUUCCGUGUGCUGCCGCCGAAUAUCAAUGUGUCCGAUCCGUAUGCGGAGCACGUGCAGAACCAACUGAAGAUGACGAAUCUGCGCAUCCAGAUGACCAAGCUGCACAAGCUGGGCGACAAUCUGCUCGACAAUCGUCUAGAGAACGAGGAGAAGUACUACUAUGGCAUCUCGAAUAUGGUGGUGCGUGGCUCGUGCUCCUGCUACGGCCAUGCGUCACAGUGUUUGCCACUGGACGAUGUUACCCAGGACUAUGAGAUGGUCCACGGACGCUGCGAGUGCACGCACAAUACAAAGGGUCUGAACUGUGAGACCUGCGAGGACUUCUACAACGAUCUGCCCUGGAAGCCGGCCUUUGGCAAGCAAACGAACGCCUGCAAGAAGUGCGAAUGCAAUGGACACGCCGUCAGCUGUCACUUCGAUGAGGCUGUGUAUAUGGCCUCGGGUCAAGUCUCGGGCGGUUUCUGUGACAAUUGCUUGCACAAUACGCAAGGUCAGCAUUGUGAGGAGUGCAUGGCCUUCUUCUAUCGCGAUCCUGCCGAGCAACUGAGCAGCCCCAAUGUGUGCAGGCCCUGCGACUGUGAUCCCGAUGGCUCCUUGGAUGAUGGUAUUUGCGAUUCGGUCAAUGAUCCCGAAAAUGGCGUCGAGGCAGGCGCCUGCCAUUGCAAGCCGAAUGUCAAGGGACGGCGUUGCGAUAGAUGCAAGGAUGGCUUCUGGAAUCUGGAUCCCAAUAAUCCCGAAGGCUGUGAGGCCUGCACCUGCAAUACGCUCGGCACUGUCAACAAUUCGGGUUGCAAUAUGCGCACCGGGGAAUGCCAAUGCAAGCGCCUGGUCACCGGCAAAGACUGCAAUCAGUGUCAGCCGGAAACAUUUGGCCUCUCCGAAUCGGAAGAUGGCUGCACGCUCUGCAAUUGCGAUACGGGCGGCUCCUAUGACAACUAUUGCGAUGUGUUGACGGGCCAGUGUCGCUGUCGCUCUCACAUGACCGGACGCACUUGCUCGCAGCCAAAACAGAACUAUUAUAUACCCGAUCUGCAUGUUGUGCACGAUGCCGAGGUGGCCGACAUGUGCAUCUCCUACAGUAACAAUGUCAAUUGCAGCAACGUGCCACAGGUGCCGCCCUCUGGCCAUGCUCCAGACUUUACGGGCAUCGGCUUUACGCGUGUGCCCGAAAACUCCGAGAUGAUCAUAACUGUGGAUGAUAUACCACGUUCUAUGCCCUACGAUGUGGUAAUACGUUAUCAGAGCACGUCUCGCAACGACUGGGAAGGUGCCUACAUAACGCUGGUGCGUCCAGAUGAGAUUGAUCCGCAGGGCGAAUGCGCUCAGGCCAUACAGUCACCCAUAACGGAAGCACGCGUCCCAUUCACGUUUCCCGAACGCGAUCGCCAGGUGGUAGCUCUGCACGAUGUCUGCCUAGAGGCGGGUAAGGUCUAUAAGUUCCGCAUCUUUUUCGAGCGCAGGCGCCACAACGAGGACAAUCCGACAGCCACCAUAUUGGUGGACUCACUGACACUGAUACCACGCAUCGAGGUGACACCCAUCUUCCAUGGAUCGCCCGUGGCCGAUCUGCGUCUGCGCGAAUACAUCAACAUGAACUGCAAUCAAUCGCUGUACGAUAUGCGCUACAAGGAUCACACCUCGGCUAUAUGUCGCAGCCUGGAGCAGGACGCCAGCAAGUAUAUCAAUAACGGCGCCAGAAUGUGCAAUUGCAAUCCCACUGGCUCGCUGAGCAAGGAGUGCGAAGCCAACGGCGGCUUCUGUCAGUGCAAACCGAACGUUGUGGGCAGACAGUGCGAUCAAUGUGCCCCGGGCACCUACGGCUUUGGCCCGGAGGGUUGUCAGUCCUGCGAUUGCAACAGCAUUGGCAGCAAGGACAACAAUUGCGAUCUGCUGACGGGCCAGUGCGCCUGCCAUCCGAACACCUAUGGACGCGAGUGCAAUCAAUGCCAGCCGGGCUAUUGGAACUUCCCCGCCUGCCGUGUCUGCGAGUGCAAUGGCCAUGCGUCCGUGUGUGAUGCGCUAACUGGACAGUGCAUCAAUUGUUUGGACUCUACGGAUGGCUUCAACUGUGACACCUGCUUGGAUGGCUACUACGGUGAUCCGUUGCUGGGCAGCGAGAUUGGCUGUCGUGCCUGCCGCUGUCCGGACACCAUUGCGAGUGGCCUGUCGCAUGCCGAUGGCUGCUCCUUGGACACGCGCAACAACAAUAUGCAGUGCAACUGCCAGGACGGCUAUGCGGGCGCACGCUGUGAGAUCUGUGCGGACAAUUACUUCGGCAAUCCGGAGGCUGGGGGCAGCUGCUCCAAGUGCCAGUGCAGCAACAACAUCGAUGUCUACGAAACGGGCAAUUGCGAUCGUCAGACAGGCGCCUGCCUCAAGUGCUUGUACGACACGACAGGCGAUCAUUGUGAGCUUUGCCGCGAUGGCUAUCACGGCGAUGCACUGCAGCAGAAUUGCCGACCAUGCGAAUGCGACUUCCUGGGCACCAACAAGUCGCUUGCGCACUGCGAUCGCUUCACGGGUCAGUGUCCGUGCCUGCCCAAUGUUCAGGGACUGUUGUGCAACCAGUGCGCGCUGAAUCACUGGAAGAUCGGCUCUGGCGAGGGCUGUGAGCCGUGCAAUUGCGAUGCAAUUGGCGCUGUGCAGGAACAGUGUCACACCUUCACAGGCCAGUGCGAAUGCAAGCCCGGCUUUGGCGGACGUGCGUGCAAUCAGUGCCAGGAGCACUUCUGGGGCAAUCCCAACGAGAAGUGCCAGCCCUGUGAAUGCGAUCAGUUUGGAUCCGCCGACUAUCAGUGCGAUCGGGAGACGGGUCAAUGCGUCUGUCACGAGGGCAUCGGCGGCUACAAGUGCAAUGAGUGCGCUCGUGGCUAUCUGGGUCAGUUCCCGCAUUGCGCUCCAUGUGGCGAAUGCUUCAACAACUGGGACAUAAUACUGAAGGCCUUGGAUGAGUCCACGCAGGCGACCAUACAGCGUGCCAAGGAGAUCAAACAGGUCGGCGCAACGGGCGCCUACACCACCGAGUUCAGUGAGCUGGACAAGAAGCUCCAGCACGUACGAGAUCUGUUGCAGAACACAUCGGUCAGUCUACAGGAUAUUGAUCAGUUGGAUACUGCUGCCAACGCACUGAAGCAACAGCUGGUCAACUCGCAUCAGCGACUCAGCGAAACGGAAGUCAAACUGGAUGAGAUUUACAACUCGCUCAGUGUGUCCGCCGUGGAGCUGGAGGGCUUGCAGAAUCAUUCGCGUCUCGUGCAGCAGUUGUCCCGUGAACUGAAAGAGAAUGGCAUUGAGCUGCAGGAGUCCAACAUUGAGGGUGCACUCAAUCUAACCCGUCAUGCUUACCAGCGUGUGAGCGGCCUGUCAGCUCUCAAGGAUGAGGCCUCGGAGCUGGCGUCCAACACAGAGCGCAACUGCAAGCGCGUCGAGACGCUGACCAACAAGAUUAAGGACGAAGGCGAUGCCAUUGCGAAUAAUGAUAAGACCAUAGCCGAUUAUCGUGCAGAGCUGAGUGGAUUGACCUCCCAAAUUCCAGAUCUAAACAAUCAGGUGUGCGGCAAGCCGGGCGAUCCCUGCGACAAUCUCUGUGGCGGUGCUGGUUGUGGCAAAUGCGGCGGCUUCCUCUCCUGCGAGAAUGGCGCACGUGCUCAUUCCGAGGAGGCGCUUAAGCUGGCCAAGAAUACAGAGGCGGCCAUAACUAGCAAAAAGGAUGCAGCGGAUCAGACCAUACGCGCCCUAACACAGGCCAAACUGAAUGCCUCUGAGGCGCACCAGAAGGCUCAGCUUGGAUUUGUGAAAUCCGAGCGCUAUUUGAACCAAACAGAUGAGAGCAUCAAGCUGGCCGUCAAACUUUUCGAAGAGGUCAACGACUUUUUGCAGAAUAAAACGGCGCUUCCCGCCGAGAGUAAGCAAUUGGCACAGGACACACUGCAGCUGGACCUAACGCUCGACCCCAAAGAGAUCGAGUCACUGGGUGUGAAGAUCAACGAUGCUGUCUCCUCGCUGAAGAACGUCGAAGCGAUUAUAUACAAAACACGACCCGAUCUAAAUAACGUCAACGACCUACAGACCACGGCCAACAACACCAAAGCGACGGCUAACGAGAUAUUGGAGGAGGCCAAUUUGGUGGUCCAGAAUCUGGUAUCCGCUAGCGAGUCUCAAGGCAAGGCACAGAAUGCCAUACAGCAGGCAAAUAGCAACAUUGAGCUCGCCGACAAGGAUCUGGAGCAAAUUGAUCUGGAGACCAAAGAGGCCGAAGCGCCUGCAAACAAAACUGCACAGCAGGUCGAGAAUUUAGCCCGCAAGGUGCAGCAUCUACAGAAGAAUAUACUGAAAAACGAAAUGGAUGCACAGCAGAUCACCGAGCAGGCGAAUCGCGUCAAGCAGGAGGCGAUCCGUGCACGCGGCGAGGCCAGCAAUCUCCAGUUUUCGACAAGUGCCACCAAUCAAACGCUCACGGAUCGCGCCAAUCGAUCCGAGCAUGCGCGAGAGCGCGCCAAGCUUCUGCUGCAGCGCGCCUCCAAGCUGACGGUGGACACCAAUGAGAAACUCAACGAGCUCAAUAUGCUGCAGAAUACCUAUGUGGAUAAGAACAAACAGCUGGAAAAACUGGAAAUGUCCAUACAGCCGCUCAACGAUCAGCUCAACAUCUAUCUGCGUAACAUUCAGGAAAAUGCCGAUCGUUUCCGACAGUGCACAGUUUAAAGAGUUGCGAGCCCAGCGGCCAGCUCAACCAUUGCCAUAUUUUAUGAACAAAUGCGUAAUGCAGCAUCAGCAGCAUCAUCAACAACAAAGGCAACAAGUUAUUUCUAUUUAACGCUGUUAAGUGUAACCGUUACGUUUUGUACUAUAAGCAAUCAAUGUUAAAUGCAAUAUUCAAUUCAAAUUUAUGUCAUUUUUAUUGAGCUAAGUUUUUCUUAAUCCUACAUAAAUACACAGAAAGAAAUGAAUACAUUAUUUUUGUAAUGCGACAAACUAAAUGAAAA